AUGGAUAUAUUAACAAGUCAAAGUAGCGGUGCAACAUCAACAGCCGCUAGCGAUCCAACAGAUUUUUGUGUUGUAUGUGGUGAUAAAGCUAUCGGGAAACAUUAUGGUGCAGUUGCUUGCAACGGAUGUAAAGGAUUCUUUCGUAGAAGCGUUUGGCAAAAUCUGCAGUACACAUGUCGAUUUAGCAAGCAAUGUAAUAUUGAUAAAGAUCAUCGAAAUGCAUGCCGAUAUUGUCGUUUCCAGAAAUGUUUAGCGGAUGGAAUGAAACCGGAAGCAAUUCAAAAUGAACGAGAUCGUAUCGGUAGCACAAAACGAAAUCGUAAAAGAAGUUUACCAGCUCAUCUACAACCAACAUCAACAAGCGGUGAUGGUAACAGUGAUUCGGAUGAUUCACCAUCAUCAGCACGUAAUGAGCGACGCUAUAGUGAGGAUGAAGCAACGACAGCAGCAUCACGUCGUCUUGUAGAAAUGAUUGUGGAUAUUGAAAGUAGACUUCAAGGAAAUCAGAAUAUCAAUAAUAUUCUUGGCGGUGAAGGACAAGAGAAUAAUUCACGACAACGAAGUAUAUCACUAAUGAUCGGUUGGGCUAAUCUAUUACAUCCAAUUCCUGAGCUACCAUUCACCGAUAAGGUAUUAUUACUAAAACAUUGCUCACAAGCAUUUUCGCUUCUACAUACCGUUCAACGUUCACUCUCUUCUACUCAUAUUGUACUACCUAAUGAUACACUCUUGACCCUUACACCAUUUCAUUAUCCCGAUCUCGUUGCUAUUGUAAGUCGUAUCAUGGAUGAACUUUUAACUCCGCUUCGUCGUAUAAAUGUUGAGAAGGCAGAAGUUUCGGCAUUAAAAGCUUUGGUAUUGCUACAUCCGGAUAUAACAGGAUUAACUAUUACUUCACGUGAGAAGUUACGUGAAGCACGUGAUGGUGUUUUACGUGCCUUAUUCACAUAUAUUAAGCAAAUUUUAUCACCUGGUGAUACUUCGGUACGACUUAGCAAUUUACUUCUCAUUAUACCAUCAUUAUUUUCUGUUGCACAAACAAUUGCGCAGAACAAUCAACUUGGUGUGAUUUUUGGAUUAACGGAUCAAACUUAUCCAUCAAAUAAACACAUCACAAUGAUAAACGAUUGUAUUGAUGAAUCUCAGGAUGUAAAGGAAGAUUUGAAUAAUUUAUCAAAGGAUACCAACAAUGUUUUAUUCCACGCCAAAACGCCAACCUUACUUACCAAUUUAAUAGCAAAUCAAGCAAUUACCACUCAUGAUCAUUUACAGACCACAACAACAACGCUAAGAAAUCCAGUCGCUCUACCGAUAAGUUCAUUUUAUUUAACUAAUUUUGACGAUAGCUAG
Messenger RNA from Cercopithifilaria johnstoni, 1350 nucleotides. The record is from the annotation of a GenBank genome assembly. NCBI's taxonomy places the organism in Eukaryota, Metazoa, Nematoda, Chromadorea, Rhabditida, Onchocercidae.